Humulus lupulus (European hop) is the source of this 3194-nucleotide messenger RNA. RefSeq names its product protein phosphatase 2C 29. The coding region runs from base 155 to 2551 and encodes 798 amino acids. The record is from RefSeq and is a predicted model, not a curated record. The transcript has 4 exons. NCBI's taxonomy places the organism in Eukaryota, Viridiplantae, Streptophyta, Magnoliopsida, Rosales, Cannabaceae. Gene Ontology annotation, biological process: protein dephosphorylation. Gene Ontology annotation, molecular function: protein serine/threonine phosphatase activity.
UCUCUCUCUUCUAAGUUCUUUUUUGUUUAUUAUGAUAAAUAUUUUUUUUUAUAUUUUUAAUUUGGAAGUAGCUCUCUUUGAACUUUAGCCGGAAAAUCGAGUUGAAAAUUUUCUUCCUGGCCAAACGCAGCAGUGGGAGGGUGAAUCAAAUGUGAUGGGAGGUGGACUCUCGACCGCGUUCCCGUGCUUCACACCGGUGAACCGGACCAGGACGAACCAACCGGACCAUCAUCAGUCUCAACACGACUUGAUCUUCACUGCCUCAGAGCCUUUGGACGAAACCCUAGGCCACUCCUUCGUCUACGUUCGGAGCUCAGCUCGCUUCCUUUCCCCCACUCAGUCGGAUCGCUUCGUUUCCCCUUCUCAGUCGCUCCGAUUCUCGCCCCCUCACGAACCCGGUGCCGGGCUCGGACUUGCUCCGAGAGCCCGACCCGGAUUUCCCGAGACCGGGUUCAGGACAAUCUCAGGGGCCUCCGUGAGCGCCAACACUUCCACUCCCAGAACUGUCCUCCAGCUCGACAAUAUUUACGACGAUGCCACUGAGGCCACUCUUGGGGGUGGUGGUGUGAGGGGAAGUAUCGUUAAUGGGUUCGAGAGUACGUCGUCAUUUAGUGCUUUGCCUCUUCAGCCGGUUCCUAGAGGGGAAGAGCCCUCGGGUCCAAUGGAGCGCGGCGGGUUCUUCCUUUCCGGCCCAAUUGAGCGCGGUGCUCUCUCCGGCCCACUGGACCCUAACGUCGGUGGUGGAGGAGCCGGCCCGGAAAACUCUGGCCGGGUUCAUUUCUCGGCACCGCUUGGUACAGUUUAUGUGAAGAAGAAGCGGAAGAAGGGCAUUUCGGGGUUUCGGAAGGCGUUCUACAGGAACUUCUCGGAGAAGAAGCGGCCAUGGGUGGUUCCGGUGCUUAAUUUCGUGGGCCGAAAGGAGAGUUCGGCCAUGGGAGGAGACGAAAUCGAGUCCGAGGUGAAGAACGAGAGUAAUGUCCAGUGGGCACUUGGGAAAGCAGGGGAGGAUCGUGUACAUGUGGUCGUGUCAGAAGAACAGGGCUGGUUGUUUGUUGGGAUUUAUGAUGGGUUUAACGGUCCUGAUGCGCCGGAAUUCCUGAUGGGCAAUCUCUAUCGUGCCGUUUACAAUGAACUACAGGGCUUGUUUUGGGAGGUUGACGAAGCAGACGAAGCAAGCAAUAGCAACAGCAACCCACAAAAUGUGGCUGCGGAGGAGAAUGUAGUGGUGAUAGACCAGGCCAACCCAUCAGGGCUUAGAGAUGGUUCAACUUCUUUGCCUGUUGAUGGAGUUGUGGCGAAGAGAGUUACCUUUAAGCCAGAGGAGACAGAGAGAACGGAGACUAGAAGGCGCCGGCUUUGUGAUCUUCUCGCAGAGGAGGAGGCCGAAGAGGGGCUUGAUCUUUCGGGUUCGCAGAGGUUUGCGUUUUCUGUGGAUGAUGCUCUUAGUGUAAGCAAUGGUGGCUCCGCCGUGAGUAGAAGGUGGCUACUGUUGUCAAAGUUGAAACAGGGAUUAUCUAUACAUAGGGACGGUCAUGGUAAGAAGCUUUUCCCAUGGAGGUUUGGUUUGGAGGAUAAAGAGAAGGUUGAGGUUGAGGUUGAGAAUAGAGUAGAGGAGAGCUCUAAUCGGACAGGUCGAAGACGGAAGGAGGGUCCGGUUGAUCACGAAUUGGUAUUAGGGGCAUUGUCGAGGGGCCUUGAAUUGACUGAGCUUGCGUAUUUGGACAUGACGGAUAAGGUUCUUGAUACGAAUCCGGAGCUAGCUUUGAUGGGUUCAUGUUUGUUGGUUGUGUUGAUGAGAGACGAGGAUGUGUAUGUAAUGAAUGUUGGGGACAGUCGGGCUAUAGUUGCACAGUACGAACAGAAUGAUAUCGGUUCGAGUGCGGCAUCAAUAGGGCAGGGAGACAAUGGAUCGAGUGUGGAGGGCAUAAUUGAGGAGUCUUUGGCUGUAGGCGAAAGGGCAAUGAAGCUUGAGGACGAGACUCCUCCACAGGAAAUAGGAUUGACUGCAUUGCAGCUGUCCACUGAUCAUAGCACCAAUAUUGAAGAUGAAAUCAUUAGAAUCAAGAACGAACACCCAGAUGACAAACAUUGUAUAGUAAAUGAUAGAGUGAAAGGUCGACUUAAGGUUACCAGAGCAUUUGGGGCAGGAUUUCUGAAACAGCCCAAGUGGAAUGAUGCAUUAUUGGAAAUGUUUCGGAAUGAGUAUAUCGGUACUGCUCCAUACAUAUCAUGUUCACCUUCACUUCGUCACCAUAAACUCUGUCCUAGAGAUCAAUUCUUAAUACUCUCAUCAGAUGGUCUGUAUCAGUAUUUUAGCAAUGAGGAAGUGGUUUGUCAUGUUGAGAACUUCAUGGAAAAGUUUCCUGAUGGUGACCCUGCACAACACCUCAUUGAGGAGCUUCUAUACCGUGCAGCAAAGAAAGCAGGAAUGAAUUUCCAUGAUUUACUAGACAUCCCGCAAGGAGACCGGAGGAAGUACCAUGAUGAUGUUACAGUAAUGAUUAUAUCACUAGAAGGAAGAAUUUGGAAGUCAUCAGGAAAGUACCUUUGAACUUACUACUGCACAAUCCAUCUACUUAAUAGGUGCUACUGCAGUUCAAUUUUCUACAAGUGAUAAUAUAUUGGAAGCGGUAAGGAAAUCUUUACUGCCGAUCCAUUAGGGUUUUUUUUCUCGUUUUUCUAUUCGCUGUCUUACAGCAGCACAAGCAUACAGCUAAAUAGGUGGGGGGGCCUCAGGAUGAAAAUUGAGAAUUUGCAAGUGGGUUUGAUGGGAAAUGCUCUUUAGGUCGAAAAAGGAAAAGAAAGAAGAAGAAAAAAGUAUUUUUUUUUGGGGACCUCAUUUUAACUUAUGUUCUAAAAUAGAAAUAUAUUGUGUAGAUGCCUGCCUUUUCCAUUUCAUCAUUGCCGCUUCUUAUAUUUUGAAGCCAAAAAAAGAAAAAGGGGGAAAAAUAGUCUGUAAAAAUUGGUGGGGGUACAAAUUUACUUACUGAAAAGUUGAGAGCAUUUCCUUCUUCUCAAUGUUAACUUUGAAGGUGGGUUUUCCACCAUUGCGGAUUAAAAGAGUUGAAAUUUUUGCCAAACAUCCAUUUGGUGAUGAUACUGAAACUACUGCCACCACUGUUGUGGCUUGAAAAUUUCCCUGGCUAUAUAUGUUAAAAUGAAUGAAUCAUAAUCAACCAUAUGUUUGGAACCCA